AUGGCAUCCGUUUCGGCUCCUGCUCAGACAGCCUCCGCUCCCUCUCCGGGGCUCCAGAGAGGCAUAGUAAAGAUGGUCCUAUCAGGGUGCGCCAUUAUUGUGCGCGGUCAGCCUCGUGGCGGCCCGCCUCCGGAGCGCCAGAUUAACCUCAGCAACAUUCGAGCUGGAGCUAUGGCCCGACGAGCUGCCCAGAGCCAGCCCGACACGAAGGACACCCCCGAUGAGCCGUGGGCCUUUCAAGCCCGAGAGUUCCUGCGGAAGAAGCUGAUCGGCAAAGAAGUGUGCUUCACUGUCGAGCUCAAGACCGCUCUGGGCCGCGAGUAUGGCAUGGUUUACCUAGGAAAAGACACAAGCGGGGAGAACAUCGCCGAGUCGCUGGUGAACGAGGGCCUCGCCACAGUGCGGCGUGAAGGAAUCCGAGGCAACAAUCCGGACCAGGUAAGACUCUGCGAUAUGGAGGACCAAGCCAAAUCAUCCAAGAAGGGCAUGUGGAGCGAUGGCAGUGGCGCGCACACCAUCCGCGACCUCAAGUACACCAUCGACAACCCGCGCAACUUUGUGGACUCCCUGCACCAGAAGCCCAUCAACGCUAUCAUUGAGCACGUGCGCGAUGGCAGCGUUGUCCGUGCCCUGCUUCUGCCCGACUACUACCUAGUCACCGUCAUGCUGUCUGGAGUCAAGUGUCCCACAUUUAAGCGGGAAGCAGACGGCACAGAGACGCCGGAGCCGUUUGCCGCAGAGGCCAAAUUCUUCACCGAGUCGAGGCUGCUGCAGCGGGAUGUGCAGAUCAUCCUGGAGAGUUGCCCUAACCAGGUCAUCCUAGGAACCAUCAUGCACCCGAAUGGCAACAUCACAGAACUCCUGCUAAAGGAGGGCUUUGCCCGCUGCGUUGACUGGUCCAUGGCCGUCUACACGCAGGGGGCCGAGAAACUGCGAGCAGCUGAACGAUCUGCUAAAGAGCGUAAAGUACGUAUCUGGAAGGACUAUGUGGCGCCCACAGCCAAUUUGGACCAGAAGGACAGGCAAUUUGUGGCCAAGGUAAUGCAGGUACUUAAUGCUGACGCUAUGGUGGUCAAGGGCAACUCAGGAGAGUACAAAACCAUCCACUUGUCCAGCAUUCGGCCUCCCAGGAUCGAGGGCGAGGAGAAGAGCAAGGACAAAGACAAGCGAUUCCGUCCGCUCUAUGACAUCCCCUACAUGUUUGAAGCCCGCGAGUUCCUCAGGAAGAAGCUCAUCGGGAAAAAGGUCAACGUGACAGUGGACUACAUCAGAGCAGCCACUGGAGCCGGCGAAAGCACACCAGCCUUCUCAGAGCGCACCUGUGCCACGGUCACCAUUGGUGGCAUUAACAUCGCAGAGGCUCUAGUCAGCAAAGGCCUGGCCACGGUUAUCAGAUACAGACAGGACGACGACCAGCGCUCCUCGCACUACGACGAGCUGCUAGCCGCAGAGGCACGGGCCAUCAAGAACGGGAAGGGGCUGCACAGUAAGAAGGAGGUUCCCAUUCACAGAGUGGCAGACAUUUCUGGGGAGACGCAGAAAGCAAAGCAGUUCCUGCCAUUCCUGCAGCGGGCCGGACGUUCUGAGGCAGUCGUCGAGUACGUCUUUAGCGGAUCCCGCCUCAAGCUGUACAUGCCCAAAGAGACGUGCCUGAUCACCUUCCUGCUCGCCGGUAUCGAGUGUCCACGCAGUUCCAGGAACACCCCGGGGGGCAUGCAGGUGGCGGAGCCUUUCAGUGAAGAGGCCAUGCUCUUCACCAAAGAGCUGGUGAUGCAAAGAGAGGUGGAGGUGGAAGUGGAGAGCAUGGACAAAGCCGGCAACUUCAUCGGCUGGCUGCACAUCGAAGGCGUCAACCUUUCUGUGGCGCUGGUGGAGAACGCCCUAUCCAAGGUCCACUUCACGGCCGAGCGAAGCAACUACUACAAAACGUUGGUAUCGGCUGAGGAGGCAUGCAGGCAGAGGAGGGAGAAGGUUUGGGCCAACUAUGAGGAGAAACCCAAAGAGGAAGUGGUACAUCUCUCUGAGGAGAAGGAGCGCGUUGCCAAAUACAGACCGGUGUACGUCACGGAAAUCACAGACAUGCUACAUUUGUACACGCAGGACGUAGAGACAGGAGCCCAGUUGGAGAAUCUGAUGGCCACCAUGAGAGCGGAGAUUGCUACCCAGCCCCCUGUGGAAGGAGCCUUCGCGCCACGCCGCGGUGAUUUCUGCAUAGCUAAAUUCGCAGAGGAUGGCGAAUGGUACAGAGCCCGAGUGGAGAAAGUGGAGUCACCGGCCAAAGUGCAUGUUUUCUACAUCGACUACGGCAAUAGAGAAAUCGUGUCGUCCACACGCCUCGCCGCCAUACCGCCAGCUUUCAGCACCAGGACACUCCCAGCGCAGGCCACGGAGUACGCCUUCGCUUUCAUCCAGGUGCCACAGGAUGAGGACGCCCGCGCCGACGUGGUGGACUGUGUGGUGCGCGACAUCCACAACACUCAGUGUCUGCUCAACGUGGAGUACACGGGCGCCAGCUGCCCGCACGUCACAAUCCAGUUCGGCGACACCAAGGAUGACGUGGGCCUGGGCUUGGUCAAGGAGGGCCUGGUCAUGGUGGACGUGCGCAAGGAGAAGCAUCUGCAGAAGAUGGUAAAAGAAUACCUGAACAGUCAAGAAUCUGCCAAGAGUGCCAGGCUCAACAUUUGGCGCUACGGGGACUUCCGGGCUGACGACGCCGACGAAUUUGGCUACAGGCGCUAA
Nerophis lumbriciformis (worm pipefish) is the source of this 2739-nucleotide messenger RNA. NCBI's taxonomy places the organism in Eukaryota, Metazoa, Chordata, Actinopteri, Syngnathiformes, Syngnathidae. The record is from RefSeq and is a predicted model, not a curated record.